AUGAAACCACUUCGAACUCCAGUCAACUUAAGCCUAUCUUAAUUAUAUCAAUCGGAACUCAAAUAGCAAUAAUAACCAGAUCGUUUAUUGAAGGAUUCAAAUGGUUCUGUCUUUAAAUAUAGAUUUGAAUCAAAUUUGAGUGAUAGAAAAAUUAGAUAACCUCCAUAAUAAAUAUAAACUAGUUUAGAUUGUGGAUUAAGAAAAUCAUCUAUAUUUGAAGAUUACAAAUUUGAAAUGGAGAAUGGUAAUAAUUACAGGAAUGCCCCUUAAAUUUAAAAAUUUAAUCACUUAAAUUCUAGUUCUGAAAUUAAUUAUUAAAAACCAAAUUUUUAAAAUGUUUAAACAUAAUAAUAUUAACAACAUUAAGCAUAAUAAUAAUAUUAAUCAAAUAAUGUUUUAAUUGGUAGUAGAAUGUUAAGUCCACUUUAAAAAAUGAAUAAUUUCGUCUAAGAAGAUCUAGAAAGCAUUAGAUUUAGUUAGCAGUUCUAAAAAUUACAUUUUAAUGAAAACAAUGUAGAUGAUUAUAAGAUAUCACUUUAUUAUUAUAAACCUUAAAUUGGUAUCACAUAUUAAAUGAAAGAGAACGUAUUAGUUGUGACGAUCGAUUAAAGUUAAGUAACAAAGAUUAGAUAAUUUUUGAAUGAGUACUAGAUAGAUACAUUGAUGAUAUAUUAUUCUAUAAAUUUUCCAUAAUAAUUGUUGAUGACUAUUAAAUGUAUAAUUUAAGGGAUUGUUAAAUUCUGUAAUUUUAUGUAGGUUGAAGAUUAUAAUAUAUAGGAUAAAUUAGCAUAGGUUGGAUUUAGUUAUCCAGAGUUAUAUAAUGAAACAUUAAUAGAUAGACAAAUAUAUAUUAAUUUGUGUUCAGCAUUGCCAGUGUUAACUAAAAUGAAUUUAGACAUGAUUAUAAAUUAAUUGUAGGAAAAUGAGAAAAGUUGUAAAUUGAAGUUUAAUGAUAGUUUAUAAAAUUAAUUAGGAAUAUUAAAAUAGGAAAAUAAAUAAUUGAGUAUACAGUAGUUAUUUGAGAAAUACUUUUAAACAGCACAUGCAAAAAAGAUAUUUUUGGAAUAUUUGAAAAAUCCCAUAUCAUCAUACUAGAUAAUAAAUAAAAGAUUAUAGUAUCUAUAAAUAUUUUAACAGUUAUCAUUAUAACCUUCUAAUUAGAAAUUUAUAAAGAUGCCAUCUAAGAUUGGAUCGUUUAGUUAGGGUAUUAAGAAUAUUGUUAUGUAGUGUUGAAGGUAUUGUCAACAUAUUAAGAAAAGAGUGAACCAUAUUCAAAGUUGUUUACUUAAUUGUAGUAUUUGAUUGAAUUUGUAACAGUAGUUAAAUAACUUGUAGUGAUAGAUAGAAGAGCAUAAUAAUAGACAUGUUAAUUACUGAAAGAUUUAAGUAAUGUAAAUUUAGAAAGUAUAUGUUAAUUAUCAGAUAUAAUUGAAACUUCUUUAUUGUUUAAUUAAUCAAAUGUGUAGAUAAAGGAAUAAAGAUAUCCUUAAUUGGAGUAAUUAUUAUCUUUGUAAAUAAAUUUAAAAUCAAGGAUUUAAUUAAUAAAAAAUAAACAUUAAUCUGAAUUAGCAUUAGUAGGUGUUAAGACUUAAUAAAUAGAAGUGAAACAUGUAAAUGGUUCUUAUAAAUUAAUUGUUUAAUCAAACUUAAAUGUUGAAGAUAAAGUAUAGAGUCUUGGAUGGGAAAUGGUUUAAGAGAGAGAUGCAGAAAAUUAUGUAGUGUUUAAGACUUCCUAUACUUUAAGUUUAGAUGAAUAGUUCGGUGAUUUAGAAGAUUAAAUUAUAUCUAUGUAAGAAAAGAUAUUAAUUGAACUUGUGAAAUAAAUAUAAUCUUAUUCUGAAUAAUUAUAAUAGAUAGAAUAAUUGGUAGGAGAAAUUGAUUAUUAUAUUGGAUUAAGUAUAGCCAUAACAUAAAUGCGAUUAUGUAUUCCUAAAUUAAAUAAUAAUAAUCAAAUGAAAAUAUAAGGAGGUAGACAUUUAUUAGUUGAAUAAACUAAGAAAUAAAAUGUUGAAUUUUAACCAAAUGAUUUUGUUCUUAAUGAUAAAAGAAUAUUUUUAAUUGUAGGUCCUAAUUUUUCUGGUAAGUCUGUUUUCAUUAGAUAAAUUGGUAUCAUAAUUUAUUUAGUUCAUUGUGGAUUACCUGUUCCUGCUUUGAGUGUAGAUACAUAUUUAUUAGAGGAGAUUUAAGCACUCUUUCCUUGUGAAGGUAAGUAAUAAUCAAAUUUAAGUAUGACUAAUUUAGAAUUGAUGUAAUUAAGUUCUGCACUUAAAGUUUCAAGUAGAUCUUUAGUUUUGAUGGAUGAAAUUGGUAAAAGUAAUUUAAGAAUAUCUAUUUUUUAUAGCUUUUAAAUAUUAAGUUGGAUCUAAUCUCCAUAAAUCUGCUUUAGAAUACUUUAUGUAAAUGACUCCAAAUCCACCCAUUGUAUUAUCAGCCACUCAUUAUCAGAAUCAUGAAGAACUACUCUAAUAAAAAUGUUUGUAGUAAGGAGAAAUGGAAGUUGCCUUUGAAUCAAAUAAAAACUUAAUUUUUGUUUAUAGAAUUGAUUUCCAUUCAAAAAGAGUACAAAAACUAUCUUUUGGAUUAGAAGUUGCUUUAUUAGUUCAUUAAAAUGAAGAACUCUAUUAGAGAGGAUUAUAAUUAUAUGAAUUAUUGACUAAAUAUAAGUAUUUAUAAAAUAGUUGA
Molecule: messenger RNA, 2682 nt
Organism: Paramecium sonneborni
Lineage: Eukaryota; Ciliophora; Oligohymenophorea; Peniculida; Parameciidae
Source: the annotation of a GenBank genome assembly